GAGAACUUGUAAUGAUCAUCCAUGUAUCACGUUCUACUGGGAAGCGUCGCCAUGGGGACCAUGCAUUGAGGACUCCUCCAUGAAUCUAAAUGGCACCGGCUACUGGAACGGAACGGCCACCUGUGCAGUCGGUGUGCAGAUUCGUAAAGUGGUCUGCAUGAAAAUGGGCAUCGGGCCAGUUAUUCCCAAAAGGUGUCCAGAAUCUGCCCGACCAGACACCAUUCAGCCCUGUUUACUGCCCUGUAAGAAAGAUUGCAUUGUGACUCAUUUCAGUGAAUGGACAGCCUGCCCUAACACAUGCCUGCCAGUGAACAGCAGCAUGCCCUCGCAGUCACGAUACAGGAUCAUCAUCCAGCGGGCGGCCAAUGGGGGUCAAGAGUGUCCAGAUACUUUAUAUGAGGAGAGAGAAUGUGAGGCUCUUCUGGUUUGUCCUAUUUACAGGUGA
Sinocyclocheilus anshuiensis is the source of this 445-nucleotide messenger RNA. Its product is annotated as thrombospondin type-1 domain-containing protein 7B-like. Gene Ontology annotation, cellular component: plasma membrane. The record is from RefSeq and is a predicted model, not a curated record. Lineage: Eukaryota; Metazoa; Chordata; Actinopteri; Cypriniformes; Cyprinidae. Gene Ontology annotation, biological process: actin cytoskeleton organization. Bases 80 to 445 code for a protein of 121 amino acids. The transcript has 3 exons.